Messenger RNA from Micropterus salmoides (largemouth bass), 1817 nucleotides. RefSeq lists its product as uncharacterized. The record is from RefSeq and is a predicted model, not a curated record. NCBI's taxonomy places the organism in Eukaryota, Metazoa, Chordata, Actinopteri, Centrarchiformes, Centrarchidae. The coding region runs from base 125 to 1093 and encodes 322 amino acids. The transcript is spliced from 4 exons.
AAGACGACGAAGAAGAAAAAGCAGCAGCAGAAGAAGAAGAUAGGAUCCCUCUGAAGGAGGAACGAUCAAGCAGUCUUUUCCUACGAAGGGCACUUGAUAAAAAGGCUAAAACGAAGAACGGAAAAUGGAGUUCCAGGAUCACGCUUAUACGAACACCACUUAUGAUAAAGUCAGCCCCUUGGAGCCCACAUAUAAAAUGAGUUCAAAAGAAGUUGAAGAAUUUGUGAAGCUGAGGGUUUCAAAUAACUACCUCUUCUCUGGAAGGAGAAAUACUUCCAUGUGGUCAUGGAGGGCCAUCCUGAAACAUAUGGGCUUGCAACAUAAGAUGACUCAUAGUCAAGCAUCCAAAAAAUGGGAAAACAUGAAGAAGAAAUACAAGGAGCUAAAGAACUCUGCAGAUGGGGUGAAAGUGUUCCCUGAAGUGUGGCCUUAUUUCAGUCUGAUGGACGAUGCAAUGCAGGGUCGGCUGGAAGGCAACGCCCCCAUCCUGAAGGCCUUCGCCAGUGACAAAGAUUUCUUACCCGUCUCCAAACCCAAGAAGAGGAAGGUAUCCAUGGUGAUAAACUCCCCUACGGCUUUGUCAGCAGACGGGCCAGAGAUCGAGGUUUCUCUGAACGGAGAUGAGGAUGGGGAAGAGGACACAGUGCACGAGGGACGCCAGGAGAUUGAUCGCAUCAUGCAAGAGGUGGAGCACGAGAGGAACACGAUGGACAGCGAAAGGCAGGUGAUGGAAAGGGAGAAACAGGUGAUGGAAAGGGAGCAGCUGGUACUGCAAAGGGAGAGAGCGGUGCUGGAUAGGGAGAUCGCCGCUCUGGACCGAGACCGAGCCUCGCUGGAGAGAGAGAGGGCGACAAUAGAGCGAGAAAAGGCAGUGAUGGAGAGGGAGAGGGCCAUGGUGGAGAAGGACAGAGAUGCAGUGAGCAGGGACCGGCUGGCUUUGGAGCGAGAGAAAGCCAGGCUGGAGAGACUUUCUGCACCCAAAGGAAGGACGGAGGAGGUUACAGAAGACAGAGGCAAGGUGGAAGACUCAGAUGUCAUGGACAGGAAGGAGCGGUUCCUCAACUUGUUUGAAAAACUUAUUGAAAAUUUUUGAUUAAUGGGAUUUCUCUUCACAAAACCAUCCCUGAUGCGACAUAUUUUUAUAUCUCUGAGGUGUUUCCACCUUGGCCACAUCUGCAUAUUUUUCAAAAUGCACAUUGUACUUAUUAAACUCCUUACAACCUAUAAGUUGUCAAUGAAAACGUUGAGCCACUCCUUGUUCGGAGAGGUCUUCAAAACAACUUUAUUCACUUGUGGUUAUUCCAUACAGAGCACACAAUAGCAAGCUAUUAGCAUUAUUCUCAACCCCAUCCACAAUCAAAAUCAACAACCCCCCCCCUCCCAAAUCAAACAAUAGUCUUUAGUUUAUUGACUCUAGACAUUUGAGUCUUUGGUAUAGGCUAUUGUGCAUGGUUAAAACAUCACUUUUUGAAAUGUAAAAUACCAAAUAUUGCAGUUCUUGUAAAAAAUCUUUUUUUCAGAAUAUAUAUUUUUAUAUUACAGUACAGACUUUACAACAAAUGAUUGUGUUUAAAUGCGUCUUUUAUUGCAUUAGAUAAUCAAUUUACCUUUCAUUAAGCUCCAGCUUCAAUAAGUUUAUGCUAGUAUACAUUUCCAAAAGUGUUAGAUUUGUCAUCAAUAUUAAUAUUAUUUUUUAUUUUUACAAAACAAACAUUUAAACAAUAUUACUGGUUGUUUUUGUUUUGCCAGCCAUGAACAGACAUUAAACAGAAACAUACAUGCCAUUUGAGGGUGUUUAAUAAACUGUUUUCUCCGAA